Messenger RNA from Malaya genurostris, 6912 nucleotides. RefSeq names its product dopamine receptor 2 (gene Dop1R2). The record is from RefSeq and is a predicted model, not a curated record. Bases 1591 to 3627 code for a protein of 678 amino acids. Gene Ontology annotation, biological process: adenylate cyclase-activating adrenergic receptor signaling pathway. NCBI's taxonomy places the organism in Eukaryota, Metazoa, Arthropoda, Insecta, Diptera, Culicidae. Gene Ontology annotation, cellular component: membrane. The transcript has 5 exons. Gene Ontology annotation, molecular function: G protein-coupled receptor activity.
UUCUCACGGCGAAGGGAUUGCGAUAGCACGCGUUUUUUCCGGUGUCUGCUGGUCACUUCCGGUUCUCAACACAAACAACAAUUCUGGGCUGAAACAGUUUUUCGGAUAUCAACCCUUACGGUGAAGAUGAGCGCUGCGACGGGUGUGUGAAACUAGCUCGUAUAUUGGAGUUUAGGCGGAGACAUCACUUCCGAGUGAGUAGUGGGUAAAUUCUUCCCAAGGGACGACCAACGUGAAUGAGUGGUGAUUUGUUUUGUUUUUUAUCUGCUCUGGAUUUUACCACCACUGGACAUCGGUACGCUCACCCUCUUAAGGUUAAAAAAAAAAUAGUUGGAAAAAAAAGUAUCAACUGAUGCGGGAAAGCUGCGACAAGGUUGAUGAUGGUGAUGAUGACAUACUGCACAGGAAGCAAAAAUCCGUUUAGAAUACAUUUUUGUGCAACGAUUUGUGCUAAUCCUUUUACAGGAGUUGUUGCUUCCGUGUCCAACGCGAAAGACGAAAAAGUGCUGUAGUGAGCUGAUGUGUAGAUACACCUGACCAGCCCGGCAGAGGAUUGCGUUUGAAUACCGGGCCCGUCCGGCCAGCUGGAUCACUUUUUUUUGUGCACCGAUAUGUGGAUGUAUUUUGUUUCUCUCGUCCGUGAUGAUGCACUCCAGUAGUGCUGUCGAGUAAAAUGAAACAAAGUGGAUUUCAGUGCAUAUUAGUGCAGCAGUAACAGAUUGCACCCGAGAAUCGGAACAGGAGGCACACAGUUCGAAGGAUUCCAUUUGGUGAAAGUAAUCGUGAGUGCACGUCACGCGAAAGGAGCCCCACUGAAACAAUUAGUGCUGAUGAAAACACAUUUCGCUGGAUUGCCCGUUCGGUACGAGUGACGGAUAGUUUAUGCCUUUCUAUUGAAAUUCAGGAUAUGUUAAGAGCUGGUGUACAGUGAUCUUUGUUACUUGUGUUGUUUGUUAUAGAUCAUGCAAUAGUAGAUGAUAAGAGUCAAUGAUAUUUGUUUGUGACAAUUGUGAGUCAAUUGAGAAACACAUAGAUUUUACAAUUUUGAUAGUUGCUCGAACAAGGAUUAUACAAUCAAAGACGGGUUCCGACCGAAACGAAGCUGACAGGAAGAACCGGCGGCGAAGAAAGAAAAAAAAAACAAGUCAGCGGCAUCGGUUCGUAAGGAAGCAUCGUGGAAAAUGGUGCACCAUCAUCAGCACUGUGUUAUUACCAUAAUAGUGAUUUAUUCGAUUGCUAAAUGGCUUGUGAAAUUCGUGCAGUAGAGGGCGUCUCAAGCGCGGGACUGGAUGCUCAGGCGGAAAACGCCUGAACGGCUGACACCAUCAAACAUGGAAGCUCAAAACAUAAUCGUCACCCGAGGAUUUAUGGCUAAUGACGAAACUAAUUAAACGUAAUUGCUGCGGAAUUAACACGGGUGAUAGUCAGAAAACGAUGAUUUCAUAAAUCUAAUUGUACAAGCAAUUUAUCGGUCGUAAUAAUCGGAUUGAAGCGUUCCGCCAUUUUGCGAUGGUCCGCGGAAACUGAGCAAUAAUUAGGACCGAAACAAAUCCCAUCGACUGAUUUCCGCUCCCCGCAGAGCACUCAAUAAUGAAUAAUGCAACUGAUUUCUACUGGGAACUGUCGCAACUAAUUAGGCUAAGCAAUCUUACCUACUACAAUGUUUCGGCUGGAGGUGAAAACUCGGUGACACUAGAUGUGGUCAACUGCUGCACCACUGAGCCCAACUUUUCAAUGUACCUGGAGGCCCUGCCAAACGACAGGGCCGGACUGUUAGCGUUUCUAUUUUUGUUUUCCUUCGCGACGGUAUUCGGCAACUCGCUGGUGAUCCUGGCAGUUAUCCGUGAACGGUACCUUCAUACGGCCACCAACUACUUCGUGACUAGUUUAGCCGUGGCGGACUGUCUUGUGGGACUGGUAGUGAUGCCAUUUUCUGCACUGUAUGAGGUAUUGCAGAAUACCUGGUUCUUCGGUGAGGAUUGGUGUGAUAUUUGGCGUUCGUUGGACGUCCUUUUCAGCACGGCUUCCAUACUGAAUCUGUGUGUAAUAUCGCUAGAUCGGUACUGGGCCAUCACGGAUCCAUUCUCCUAUCCGAUGAAGAUGACUCGGCGGAAAGCGGCAGCCUUGAUAGCGGCUGUUUGGAUUUGUUCCAGUGCAAUCAGCUUUCCGGCGAUCGUGUGGUGGCGAGCAGCUCGGGAAGGUGACAUGCCUCCAUUCAAAUGCACCUUCACCGAACAUCUCGGCUAUCUGGUGUUUUCCUCCACAAUAUCGUUCUAUCUUCCACUGCUGGUGAUGGUAUUCACGUACUGUCGGAUCUACCGUGCUGCAGCAAUACAAACAAGAUCGCUCAAACUGGGCACCAAACAGGUCCUGAUGGCGUCCGGUGAACUUCAGCUCACACUGAGAAUACAUCGUGGUGGCACGACACGGGAAAGGCCAAGCCACCGUCGGGAGCACCAGCAGAACGAUCAGGAUCACCAGCAACACACGGCCAAUUCCACACCGGAAGAACCGGACGAGGAACCACUUUCGGCACUGCAAAACAACGGACUGGGUGCUCGCCAUCGAACGCACAUGGGCAAAAACUUUUCCCUGUCGCGAAAGUUGGCGAAAUUUGCCAAGGAGAAAAAAGCUGCCAAAACUCUCGGUAUUGUGAUGGGGGUGUUCAUCGUGUGUUGGCUUCCGUUCUUCGUGGUGAAUCUGCUGUCCGGAUUCUGUAUGCAAUGUAUUGCUCACGAGGAGAUCGUGUCCGCCGUGGUCACCUGGCUCGGGUGGAUCAAUUCCAGCAUGAACCCGGUGAUAUACGCCUGUUGGAGCAGGGAUUUUCGGAGGGCAUUCGUGCGGAUACUGUGUGUUUGCUGUCCCCGGAAGAUCCGACGAAAAUAUCAGCCAACAAUGCGUUCGAAAGCGUCUCAGUGCCACAUGGCUGCAGUUGUAGCAGCUUCAUCAUCUGAUACUAGUCUAUUUGAUAGCAGCCAUCAGCGUCGAAGCAAUCGUCAGUCAUUCAACCAGCGCAGUAGUCAUCACAGUCAGCGUUAUCCGUACUAUCAUCAUCACCAUUACUGCAACAGCCACUACUAUCACCAUCGGUCAACGCGAACCAUUAACCGGGGCGGUGGGGGCCGGCGUCCCGUUGGCCAUCAUCAUGACUGCUGCGGUGGAAACUGUAGCGAGGAAACCCUCGGCAUGGGAUGCAGCAGCAAUCCAAACAAUCACGGUAACGGUAGCAAUACAAGCAACAACAGCAGUUGUCAUCAUACCGAUGGAUGUGGUGGAGUACCGGUUGGUGGAGGAAGCGUGAGAAGCAAUAGCAGUGGUAAGCGUUGCACUUUUGCGGCUACCACGACCACAAUUCCCAGCAGCGGCAGCAGUGGUCCUGGUGUUGCUGCCGCCACUGCUGCUACUGCUACUGGUGUUGGUGGUGGUGGUGGUGGUGGUGGAUUUAGUGGUGGAGUGAACUGUUCCCGAUACGGAAGUCGAAAGCAAACGUCCGGCAGACCUCCACUCACUUCGGCCCUGGUAAAUCAUGGAACGCGCGAAAUUGUACAAUUCGAUGACAAUCCUCACAUCACGGUGCACAGUCAAAGCUCAAACAGCAGUACGUCGUCGCUAAGGAUUCUCGAGUGAGUUGUGAGAGCAGAUUUUGAGUAUUGAAUUAUUAAACUUUUCCGAGCAGAUUGGACGCCGAAGGUGUUGUAGAGAGCUUCUGGAAGUUGCCACCAAGUACCGGUUGUUUGAUUUAGUGACUAGUGAGUGCACUGAUGGUAUUUACGAUUGCUCGGUUUCAAUAUUUCGUGACAAAUCCAACGUUGCGUGCACUUGGAUGAAAAUGCUAUUUGUUUAGCUUCCGCGAACUAUGAACGAUGGUAUUUCAUAUGGAGGGAUUCGCUUCUGUGGCGAAGUGGCUAUUCUUAGCCUAGUUUGUGAACUGGUUUAUAAGCUUUCCACCAUUUUAUUUGUUUUUGUGCUCAAUCAAUUCAUUCAUUUUCAAGUAUGACGAAAUGCUGCAUAAAAUUAUUAACCGUCGUAAGAUCGAAACAGAGGAGCAAAUACGAUUGGAAUACGCCCAAAGCACGUGCAAGAUUUCGACAUAUCGGAACUAAUCAUUUGGCCAAACGUUCUCUCAUCGAUCGAUGUAAAUAGUGCAAUUUAGCUCAUCAACAGAUCAGUAAAAAAAGUCAUAUUUGAGUAUUAAGUUUUGAAUCAAAUUUAAUUGAAUCAAUUCUAAAACAAGCUGUAAUUUAUUUUUCAUCUUUUAGUAGAGAUAACUAAUUAACAUAAAAUUUCUGCCGCAAUUUAAGGAAUGCUCAAGACUAACUAAUUCUAAAUUAAUAUAAGCGGACGGGUAUAGCGUGAUGAGUAAGUUGAUGCCUUUCACGCAGCCCGCCUGGGUUCGAUUCCCAACCCCGCACGUAGGGUCAGAAAGUUUUUCUGGCCCGAAGAGGCGAAUGACAGUAAUGUUAAAACCUCCAUAAUAGGAACAAAGAAAAUUCUAAAUUUGAAUUCUCCCAUAAAUGGUCGAUUUGAAACAAUUAAACUUAGUUUUGAGUACCUUUAUAUAACCAAGUAUUUCAUCAGAAGAAAAAAGAAUACAAACUUUUAAUAAAAAAAAACCUCGAAUGAUAUAUAAUAGAGCAAUUCCACAAAAGAUUAGCAAUUCAUCAGGCUUCAAAUACUCCGAUUCAGAUGAAACAUUGCACUCGUUUUCAUUAUGACAAAACGGAAAACGUUUUGCACGGAUGCAGAAAGUAUUCAACUUUUUUUACAGUGCAUAUUUUUGUUAACGUUCUCAAUCGAUUUCCUACUACUUUUUAGCUGAAGCGUAAGCAACAAUACUUUCUUUUACUAUGAUACUGUCGAAUUUUGUAGCGAAUAAAGUAAUAAAGUGUGGCGAAGUGUGUUUCCUUAAAUCAAUAUAAAGAAAACAGCCGCCGAAAGUCAUGUUAUAUUGAUGAAAAUGUAAGGUGAGCAUGCUCUUGCUGAGCGAACGUGGCGUAAGUGAUUUGCACGGUUUAUAAAGGUAAAUACCGAAAAGGUGAAAACCCGAAGUCCUACCCCACACACCGUUUAGUUCAAACAUUGCUUCUUCCGAUUACUCUUCGUACCGGUCGACGCAGCAUGGCCACAUACUUCUUUAAUUGUGAUUAAUUCAAAAAUUGAUCGAAUUUUACAAAAAGACUAUCUGUGUAUUGCCAGAAAGAUGGGAAAAAGGGGUAGCCAGCAAAGGACAAUCAUUCAGUAAUAGCCGUUCAACCGAGAAGGUUGUGUAUAGAAGCGUACAGUUUAAUAACGCUGGUUGGUUUACACGCUUUAAAUACGACAACGGUUGAACUACAGGUAGAAACCUGUUGGCAGCAGCCGUUAAAACGUAUAGUCGUGCUGCAUAAGAGAGCCCUAGUGCUGGACCAAGCUGGUGAAGGAAACAACAAAGGGCGUUUCCCAAACUCUACCCAGGCCGCAAUAUACAGCCACAAGUGCUGAGCAGGAGAGUGCAAAGGCACAUCGAAGAGGAAGAGUGCAAAGGCACAUAGAAGCAGGAGAGUGCAAAGGCACACCGGUGCGAAGGCACUUCGGUGCAGAAGCAUAUCGGUGCGGAGCACUAGGAAGAAGGAGACAAGACAACUCGGUCUUUCCACUGCCAUACAACACGCAGGUAUACACCGGUGAUCUGCGCUGGUUACAGCUGGCGAAGACGAAAGCAAAUCGGAAUUCGAGUGGUGCUGGAUGUCAGGUAGCAGUAGCAUCACAUCAUAUUCUAUCGCUACAGUGAGCUUCAGCAUUGUAUCAACGUCCAGAUACAUCCAACAAGAACAUCUAGAGCAACGAGGAUCUACACGGCAGUGCAACGGAGAUAGACAACAAUUUCAAGGUAGAAGUUUUUUCUUUUCCUUUUGAUUGAGUACUGUGUAGUGUUGGUUUCAAAUUUUAUUUUAAAGUUUAGUUAAAAAUUUUAAUGUAAUGGAUGAAUCCAUGGACGUAAAUCCUAGCAUGAAUCCGAUACCCCCACGAACGAAAAAAUAUCAGGAGAGCUCUUCUGGGCCUUGGAUAGUCUUUUUUAGACGUAUAUCAAAGCCAUUAAACAUUUUUCAAAUUAAUAAAGGUUUGACAUCACGAUACUCUUCAAUCAAAGAGAUCAUAAAAGUAAAUAACGAUAAAAUUCGUGUUGUGGUAAAUAAUUUGAAACACGCGAAUGAUAUUGUCUCUUCGGAACAUUUCAAUAAAGAGUAUAAAGUUUACAUACCCUCCAAAGAUGUCGAAAUUGACGGUGUUGUUACCGAAGCGAGUCUUUCGGUAGAUGAUUUACUCAAGCAUGGUGUUGGUCGUUUCAAGAACUCUAUGCUUGAGGGUGUGAAAAUACUGGAGUGCAAACAACUGUACUCAGUAGUUCAUGAAGAGGAAAAAAAAGUUUAUCGCCCAUCAGACUCGUUUCGAGUGACAUUUGCCGGGUCUGCGUUGCCGUCCCAUGUCUAUGUCGAUAAAAUUCGCCUCCCUGUUCGGCUUUUUGUUCCAAAUGUAAUGAAUUGUACGAACUGCAAAAAAUUCGGCCACACAGCUACUUACUGUAAUAAUAAACCAAAAUGUAUUAAGUGUGAAGGGCCUCAUAAAGAUAAUGAUUGCAACAAGGAAAUUGAAAAAUGUAUUUAUUGUGGGAAUAGUCCUCAUGAUGAUAUUUCAGUAUGCACUGCAUUUAAAGUGCACAAAGACAAAAUUAAGCUUUCUUUAAAAGCACGGUCUAAGCGCACAUAUGCAGAAAUGCUUAAAACGGUCAUUGAUGUCCCCCCUUUGGAAACCGAAAACGGGUUUUCAAAUCUAGAGGAACCAGAGGACUCUGACUCUGACGAAAAUAGUGAAGGUAAUUCGUUUAUCACUACCCAAGGGUCAGUUAAGAGAAAGAAGUCUUCCUCCAAAUUA